AUGCCCACCCAGUGCGCCCGCAGAGUCUGGCCCCGGGGAGGGCGCGGGCUUCAGGGACCCUUCCUCUCCCCCGGCGUCCCCUCCACUGCUGCCGCGCCCUCUUUCUCUGAGCUCCUGUUGCUCGGCUGGCGCCUGCCACUACCCGCCGCUGGUACCCAAGCUAGCCCAGCCCCAAUUCCGGAGCCCGCGGAAUUGGAAACCAGACACUCGCCUGGCGAACGCCGGCGAGGGCCAGCCGGGCGACUGCGCCCCUCUUUCCGGGGCGCGCCCAGAAAGGCGGCGGCCCCGCCCCGGCGCUCCGGCCCCUCCUCGCUCCCCGCCCCUGCCCCACCCUCGCUCGGCGCAGCCCUCCGCUCCUGCUGGGGGCGCUGGGCGGGGACCCGGGCGGGGGCCCAGCCCCGACCUCCGUGUUGGAGAUGCCACUUGCUCUCCAUUGUCCUCCAGGAGAGAGCCGAGGAGGGGGUCGCUCGACUGCGCACCCUCACCUACCCCAUUGGUUGGGGCGUGAAUGUGUGUGAGUGUGUGCGUGUGCGUGUGUGUGUGUGUCCCUCCAGCUGCCAGGAGAGUCCUUCCCUUAUUUCACACCGCCCCAUCACCCUUUCCACUCUUCCUGCUUUGCUGAAUCGGCUAACGUUUCCGAGAAGACACUUGACGCAGAGCGAGAGAAAGAACUACGGGCAGAGGAGGUGGAGACCGAUGGCAGUGACCCCGCCAGUCCCUCCUGGGCCUCGAGCUCCGAGGAUUCAAUACUGGGAAGCCGUUCCCUCCCUGGGAGUUGGCCCACGGAGUCUGUUGGGGGGGAUGGUGGCGCGCAAGACCUGUCUCUAG
This is a messenger RNA of Rangifer tarandus platyrhynchus (Svalbard reindeer), 828 nucleotides long. The record is from the annotation of a GenBank genome assembly. Lineage: Eukaryota; Metazoa; Chordata; Mammalia; Artiodactyla; Cervidae.